CCUUUUCAAGAUGUGUAUAAAUACAUAUAUUGAUUUCUACAUGUAUCACACUCAAGUUCUCCCAAGAGUUUCCACAAACAAAAAAUCAUCAGCUUUCAAACUUUUCAGACGAUUACUCUAAUCUUUUCCAAAUGAAUACUUUUUUAACUUAUUUAACUCUCGAGAAGAAGGAAUGGUUUGUAGUUGUUAAGAUCUUGAGCAUUUGGAAUCAUCCUCCCAAGCAUCCCAAUGAUCAGACUACCAUGAUUUUGGUGGAUGACAAGGGUACCAGAAUUGAUGUUGUGGUUCCUCCAGAUUCAUACAAAAAAAAUUUUCCUAGAAACCUCAAAGAAGAAAAGUGGUACUUUCUUUGGGAUUUCGAUGUGAUCCCACCUUCAUUGCGUGAAAGGAACUCUAAUCAUCCUUACCAACUUAGCUUUAAUAAGAAGACAAUUAUGGCUUACUACAAAAAGAAAUUCACUUCCGAAUUCCUGCAGUGUCUUGAUUUUCUAAGGAUCAAUAAUCCAUCAGAAGAAGAUAAGCAAUUCGUUGUUGAUGUAGUUGGAGUGGUUAGGAGUGUCUCUCCUAUUGGAAGACUACUUGAAGGAGAAAGUGAUUUGGAUUCAAGCUAUGUUACUUUCACAUUAAAGGACCUUGCGUAAGUUUUAUUGGAAAAUCAAUAUAGUCUACGUCUAUAUGAGUUGUAUUAGUUAUCAGAUUUUCAAAAGUGUCAUUAUAUUUUUAUUAUGUAUCAUUACAUGUAGUGGCCAUUCCAUUAAUUGUGUUGCAAAAGGAAGUUUCUGUGAAGAAUUUGUUAGGAAGUAUUCUAGAAGAAUAUGUGAUGUGAAUUAUCACAAUCAACCAAUCAUGGUUGUUCUGCGUUUUUGGAGGAUAUCAGAGUUUGGAGGUAAACCUUGCUUGAUUACGAAAGGAGGUUGUCCAAGAAUGUUCAUCGAUGAAAAUUUCAGUGACAUUAACAGAGACUGCUACAU
Arabidopsis lyrata subsp. lyrata is the source of this 971-nucleotide messenger RNA. RefSeq lists its product as uncharacterized. The record is from RefSeq and is a predicted model, not a curated record. Bases 132 to 641 code for a protein of 169 amino acids. NCBI's taxonomy places the organism in Eukaryota, Viridiplantae, Streptophyta, Magnoliopsida, Brassicales, Brassicaceae. The transcript has 4 exons.